AUGAGCGACCAUAAUUCUAUCCGCUACAGUUCGUCCAUUUCGACGGCGCAGCAUACCCUGAACUCGGUUCGGGCAGGCCUUCUCCCCCAAAAACCACACAUCACCAUCACCCUCAAGGGUGAACGGGAGGGCCAAACGAUCCCCUACUCUUUCACCACCCGGGAUACAAUUGAAGGAGAUGUCACAAUCGUACCGCAGCACGAUGUCCGAUUCGAUGACAUUUACAUCACUUUCGAAGGGAAUGUUCGAGUAUGGACCGAAAACACAGGUCCCACCAUGGGCACCGCCAGGAGCGAGGUCCGUCGUGUGUUCCUCAAAAUGAACCAGCCAGUCGAUGAAAACAUGUUACCUGUGCCACGAAUUGCUCUCAAAGGCGUGCAAUAUACGUUCCCAUUCAGCUUCGUUGUUCCUGAUCAGCUUUUGGACAGCCAUUGCGGUCACAUCCUACAAAACGAUGUCGUCCGUCAAGCUCACCUCCAGCUUCCUCCCACCAUGGGGACAGGCAAGGCCAUCAACCAAGACGGUAGCCUCGAGCUCGACGAUGUCACUCCCGAUAUGGCCAAGAUCCGAUACGGUAUCAAAGUUCGAGUGACUCGACGACGAGAAGUCGACGGCAAGCAAGCUGUCAUUGCUGAAGACCAACGGUAUCUCCACAUCACUCCACACUAUAUCGAGGCUCCUCCACCGAUGGAUGAUAAUACAUUCGUCUUGAAGAAGGAGAAGGAAGUCCGUAAGGGUCUCUUCAAGGGUAAGCUUGGCCGUCUGAUUGUCCAAGCCGACCCACCUCGUCCAAUGGAAAAUAAAUCGCACGACGCCAACCAUCGAGCGAGCACCACUGCUACCCUAAAUCUCACUUUCAUUCCCACCGAUGACUCUACCGAACCUCCAAAGCUCGGUAAUGUUACCACGAAGCUCAAGUACCGGACCUUCUAUUCUACCAAAUCAAUCAACAUCAUCCCUCAGCGGAAAUCCCACCUAAUCGACCCAUAUAUGGGCCAAUAUCAGGAAACCAUCACUCUUUCGUCCCGGGCCCUCAACGGCAUCAAAUGGCGUCGUGGUCGUAUUGCAGACCCAGAGAACGACUCAACCUACGGUUCACGCCGAGGCUCUGAUAUGUCUGAUAGUGGUAGCACCAAUUCCUUCUCGAGCGAGUCUCCAAACCACUACUACGCCGAAAUCCUCGUCCCAGUUUCUCAACCGCAAGAGAAGGCGCUCCCACCAACCUUCCAAUCUUGCCAUGUGGGCCGCCAGUAUGAGCUCGAUAUCGGUCUAUCAGUAGACAUCAGUUCACGACUAAAGAGUUCUUUCAACCUCAAGUUGCCACUGCAGGUAACGUCGUCUGGUGCAUACAACCUCUCAGCACAGUUGGAAGCAGAGGAACUCCCUGCCUUUGAAGAGUUCUUCACUCCUCGGUCCAUCGCCCCUCCGGCUGGAAUGCGACUAUCAAGUUUUGCAGAAGAAGCAGGACAGCUACCUGCUCACAUGAUGUCGAACAACGCCAACAUGGCACCACCACCGGGGUACGGGGUUCGGAUGUUGAACGCCACAUAG
Messenger RNA from Orbilia oligospora ATCC 24927, 1551 nucleotides. RefSeq lists its product as uncharacterized. The transcript is spliced from 2 exons. The record is from RefSeq and is a predicted model, not a curated record. The coding region runs from base 1 to 1551 and encodes 516 amino acids. NCBI's taxonomy places the organism in Eukaryota, Fungi, Ascomycota, Orbiliomycetes, Orbiliales, Orbiliaceae.